CGGCUUUAAUUUUUUGUCAUCUACCUCCAUUGGAGGCAACCGCACAGCUUGACACUUGUCGCCCUGCCCCAGUCAACGGCCCUUCACUGUUGCCGUCUUCCUCUUCGCAGCCCGCCCUUUCGCCUCGACGCGGUUCAUCACUCCUAACGAGUGUGACGCUUUCGCCCCGGCGGGUAUUUGAAUCGAGCCUUUUCUUUCUCCCGGUCCCCCGCAAAUUCGACGCACUACUUGGCGAGCUUUUUGGAAACCUUUGCCUUCGCGCAUCCCACGCGACCAAAUAACAUAAUAAUCGAACGCACGACCCGGCCGCCGCUUCCCCUGUCGACGCUCCAUCGCAACCGCCCCGGCAACCGCGUCGAAGCCAGUCGAAGAUCCAAGGCAGUGAUAGUUCCAGCCGUGGACGGUCACUGCAAAUACACGAAUCCCAAGCCGGCAGGAUGAACAAUCGUCAUCUGCCGGCUGGGCAAGCCAUGCCGGGGGUUGGAGGUGCUGGAGGAGUUGAUAUGGGUGGCGGGCCUGGAGGAGGUAACAGGCGGAGGAUGCAGCAGCAACCGACAUACGCGCAGUAUCAGCAGCAGCAAUACCAACAGCAGCACAUGCCCAUGUAUCCGAACUACAUGAACCCCUACGCCGCGGCGCCGUACUACCAUCAGCUGCCGCAUCAAUACCAGAACGGCGGCAUGCCUUCAGGCUACAUGCACUACCAACAACAGCAGCCCUACGUUCGGUCACCACAGGCGAUGCCUCAGUAUGUUCCCAUGGCCGGCGUCAGCGUUCCACAGCCGUACACCCAGCCGCCUCAACCGUCUCCUGCGCUGUCGACGCCCUACCAACCGCCUCCUAUGCCCACUGCCAUCCCUGUUCAGUCGCCGCCGCCGCCUCCUCCGCCUCAGCCCAUUGAGCCGACUCCUGAGCCUUCGGUGGUUGCGCCUUCAGUUGUCGCCUCUUCAGUCGUUUCGUCUUCAGUUGUUACGCCUUUUGCCGAGCCUUUCCAUCCUUCAGUACCUGCCGCCCCAGUCCCGCAGAGUCCGGAGCUUCCUAAACAGAACAAGGAAUUCCGGGCACCGCCAAAGCUCCCGUGGACGCCACCUGACCAGGCGCCGUUUCCGAGGAGAGCUCCCAAGUCAAGACGGCGAAGAAGAUUGAUGAGCGCAAACGCUCAAGAUCUGACACUGCCCGUGGAACAACAUGAAGGCGCGUUGGAGUCCAACGCUUCGGCCAGUCAGUUGCCCGCUGAGGUAAGUGCGACUGAGGUGCACGAUGCGACGCCUGGCUCGGCAGUGAAGGCCCAAUCCAAGAAGACGGCAUUCUGGAACUCGAAGGACACCGACUCAGAGAGCGCCACUCUCCACGCUGAUUCCUUGACUUCUGAGACACCUAAGGAGAGUGACAGAUCGGCAACCAGUGUGUCAAACGCGGGUAGCCCUAAGGCAAAUGCGCCUGCCUCAGACCGUGCCGCACCCCAGACACCCAAGGAAAGCGCGAGACCCACGACAAGCUCCUCCAACGUUUCUGCCUCUCGCCCUGCUGUUCCCAUCAUCCCGGUUGUUCCCGUUCUUCCCAGAAGUAGCCCCAAGGAGACCAAGCCCGCUAGUAUCAGCAAGUCUGUAGAAGAGCCGAAGCAGCCCGCAACCCAGGAGACCAAGUCUGCAGAGGUAGCGGAGACAACAGAUGCCACCGGUGCGGAGCAGAAGGCCGGUGACCAACCGGCGGCCCCCGUGAAGGCAGCCCCGAAGACGUGGAGCGGUCUCUUCUCUGCUGCGGCUGCCGCAGCUUCCAAGUCCCAGCCCAGUGCCGAUGACCCUGUUGCUCCGGCGGCGACCAACGGAGCGGCCACGAAUGGGGAUGGUGCGGUCAAUGGUGGUGCUUCCAGCUUUUCGGCGGGAAACACAAACUCUCUUGCUGCUGCUAUCCAGGACUUCCGCGUCAGCAACCCUGCCAAGGUCCAGUUCAUCGAGCCCAGAGGCCUCAUCAAUACCGGCAACAUGUGCUAUAUGAAUUCAGUUUUGCAAGUUCUCCUGUUCUGUGCACCGUUCUACAACUUCCUGGACCAGGUCAGCAAGAGAGCCGUCCACAAGUUCAAGAGCGAUACGCCCGUCAUUGACGCCAUGAUCAUGUUCAUGAGAGAGUUCCGGGUUAUCGACGCAACCGAUUCAGUCGAGAAACUUCGCCGCAAGCUCAAGAGCGAACAACUGGAGCAAUACGGCGAAUCGUUCAUUCCGGAGUUUGUCUACAAGGCUAUUCAGCCCCUCCCAGCGUUUGCGAGCAUGAGGCGCGGUCACCAGCAAGAUGCCCAGGAGUUCCUUGGCCUGAUUUUGAAUGCCAUUGACGAAGAGUGCGCCCAGGUCAUGUCAGCCGGUGGUCUCGCCAAUGGCUCUGCCGAAACGAGGCCGACAUCCUCUGCUGCCAGCGCUGUUGAGUCAACUGACGGCGCGGAGGGAUGGUUUGAGGUUGGAUCCAGACAGCGGGCUGUUGAGACGCGCUCAUCUGGGGCCAGCUCGACAACGCCCAUCACUCGACUUUUCAGUGGACAGUACCGCUCGGAGCUUCGUCGUCCUGGUGUCAAGGAUUCGGUUACCACCGAACCCUUCCAGUCGCUGCAGCUUGACAUCGGCGCUCCUUACAUUCACAACGUUGUAGAUGCCAUCAAGGGGUUGACGGUGCCUGAGCGACUGCAAGGCGAUGCUGCCCCUAUGACAAAGCAGACGCUGAUUGAGACGCUUCCCCCCAUUCUUAUCCUUCAUCUCAAGCGCUUCAAGUUCGACACCGAGGGAACCACGAAGAUCGGGAAAAAGGUUGGUUACCCGCUCGACUUGCAGCUUCCGGUCGAGGUUCUUUCCAAAAGACGACGCAACGCGCUUGUUGCAGAGGGUGCGCCCAUGCCAAAGUACAGACUGAUCGGCGUCGUCUACCACCACGGCAAACAAGCCAACGGCGGCCACUACACGGUGGAUGUGCGACGGCAAGACGACAGCGAGUGGAUCCGGCUUGAUGAUACGGUCAUCCGACGGGUCCGUAGCGAAGAUGUAGCUGAGGCCGGUGCCGAGGAGGAGGUCAAGGAGACUGGCCGAUCCGGCCCUGCCUCUCGCGACGCAUCGGCCAACCGGUUCGGUGCCAUGGCCGAUGAGGACGAGGGUGACGGUUGGAAGGAGGUCACGACAUCUGCUAGGGGCGGUGACAAGAGCGGUGAGAAGAAAUGGAGCGCUGUCGCCAACGGCAACGGCCUUGCUCCCAAGGGCAAGCCGGCCAAGGACAACAUCAAGGAUAACAAGGUCGCGUAUCUGCUAUUCUACCAGCGCAUCUGAGAACCAAGAGGAGAUGGGGUCAGAGAUCGAAAGAAAAUCCCCGUGCUGACGGCGCGUGGGGAUGAACGAUUAAGAGAGGCGGCGCUUCAACCUCGACAGCUUUACCAACCAUACGGAACAACGACAGGAUAGUGGUAGAGGGGGUGCCUCUACGAUGCCGCGAUGUUCCGGUAUCUAAUUUGACUACACAUAUUCACGGCGGUGUCGGUUGGAAGGGCUUUUAUUUUUCAACAUCCCGGCGAGACAGGAACAGAAAAGUUGAUCGGAGUCAUCUGCAGAAUGUCGCGGAGGCUUUCUUAUGACUAACUGGUGGUCUGGACAGGUGGUGGUUAACAAACAGGAGAGGAGGGACGCAGGUGAGGUGAGGUGGCAUGGUUGGGGUGAAUCGGGAGCAAAGGUGUUAGUUGGGUGUGUCUCGGCGAUCGGCCACACUUAAGGGAGGGGGAGAAGACUGAGCCGAAAAGCAGGGAGGAGGGGGUGAGCGAUGAAGGAAUCAAUGAAGCCAAACAUGGGAUGUAGUGUCCCUGUAAAAAUAAAACCCCAUUGAUGAUAAACAUACCGAGCCCUAGUCGUUGUGGUGCGAGAUGCUUAAGGUGCUGGCCAUAUAGGAAUGUGUGAGUG
Molecule: messenger RNA, 3926 nt
Organism: Colletotrichum destructivum
Lineage: Eukaryota; Fungi; Ascomycota; Sordariomycetes; Glomerellales; Glomerellaceae
Product: Putative ubiquitin specific protease, papain-like cysteine peptidase superfamily
Exons: 5
Coding region: 438-3305 (955 amino acids)
Biological process (GO): protein deubiquitination
Cellular component (GO): nucleus; cytosol
Molecular function (GO): cysteine-type deubiquitinase activity
Source: RefSeq, a predicted model, not a curated record